This is a messenger RNA of Eublepharis macularius, 2905 nucleotides long. RefSeq names its product leucine rich repeat and fibronectin type III domain containing 4 (gene LRFN4). NCBI's taxonomy places the organism in Eukaryota, Metazoa, Chordata, Lepidosauria, Squamata, Eublepharidae. Bases 81 to 2156 code for a protein of 691 amino acids. Gene Ontology annotation, molecular function: protein binding. The transcript has 3 exons. The record is from RefSeq and is a predicted model, not a curated record.
GGGGCGAUGGAGGACGGCGGCGGCGGCUGCUGUCGGUGGCCCUGAGAGACUGAGCGGAAGGGCCUGAAAAGCCGUCUACCAUGGAAAGGCUGCUGCUGGUCCAGCUGCUAAUGGUGGGGAGCACGCUCGCUCAGAUCGAGGCCUGCCCCUUCCACUGUGUGUGCCAAAACCUCUCUGAGUCACUCAGCACACUCUGCGCCAACAAGGGUUUGCUCUUCAUUCCCCCCAACAUUGACCGCCGGACAGUGGAGCUGCGUCUGGCUGACAACUUCAUCCGGGUGGUGGAGUCGCCAGACUUUCUGAACAUGUCGGGCCUGGUGGAUCUGACCCUGUCUCGGAACACUAUUGACACCAUCCGCCCCUUUGCCUUUGGGGACCUGGAAAGUCUCCGCUCGCUCCACCUGGAUGGCAACCGGUUGACUGAAAUCGGCGAAGAGGCCUUGAGAGGAAUGCUGAACCUUCAGCACCUCAUCCUUAACAACAACCAGCUGGUGGACAUCUCGGUGGCUGCCUUUGAUGACUUCUUGUUGACCAUAGAGGACCUGGAUUUGUCCUAUAACAACCUGCACACUGUCCCCUGGGAAGGGAUACAAGGGAUGCUCUUCCUACACACGCUCAACUUGGACCACAACCUUAUCGACUUCAUCAUGGAAGGUACCUUUGCUGAGCUGUACAAACUCUCCCGGUUGGAUAUGACCUCUAAUCGUCUUUACACGCUGCCCCCCGACCCGGUCUUUGCCCGCUCGCAAAUCGGGGUUGUCAGUCCGACUCCAUACACCUCCACCCUUGUGCUAAGUUUUGGUGGGAAUCCCUUGCACUGCAAUUGCGAGCUGUUGUGGCUGCGGCGUUUGGCCCGGGAGGACGACAUGGAGACCUGUGCCUCUCCUCCGCAGGUAGCCGGCCGAUAUUUUUGGUCCGUGCCUGAGGACGAGUUCACCUGCGAGCCCCCACUCAUUACCCGCCACACCCACAAGCUCUGGAUCUUGGAAGGCCAAAGAGCCACCCUGAGGUGUCGGGCCAUCGGAGACCCUGAACCAGUCAUCCACUGGGUCUCCCCUGAUGACAAGAUCAUCUCCAAUUCUUCCCGGACUGUGUCGUUCCGCAACGGCACACUAGACAUCCUGGUGACUACUAUUCGGGAUGACGGGGCCUAUACUUGCAUUGCCAUCAAUGCUGCAGGGGAGUCCACGGCUGUCGUGGAUCUCAAAAUCAUUCCUUUACCCCAUCGGGGGAAUGGCAGCAUCACUGUGCUGCAACAGGACCCGGGGUCCUCUGACAUUGCCACAUCGGCCAAGACAUCGGCCAACGCCACCGAGGGGGGUUCUGAGAGGAAAGUGGAAGUAUCCGACGUGACAGCCACCUCCGCACUGGUGCGCUGGGGGGCCGACAAGUCAGCCUACGCAUGGAUGUAUCAGAUCCAAUACAACAGCACGGUGGAUGAAACUCUCAUUUACAGAAUCAUCCCCGCCAGCAGCCGCCAUUUUGUUCUGAAGCACCUCGUGCCCAGUGCGGAUUAUGACCUGUGCGUCUUGGCCAUCUUUGAUGACACGGCCACGUCCCUGGCAGCCACACACUUGCUGGGUUGCACUCAGUUUUCCACAGGGGAGGCCUACCCAGAUUGCCACUCACUACAUGCCCACUUCCUGGGCGGGACACUGACGGUGAUUGUGGGUGGUAUCAUUGUGGUCACCUUGCUGGUUUUCACGGUGGUCAUGAUGGUGAAGUAUAAGGUCUGUAGUAGCGCCCAUGGUAGCCUGCCCAAGGUCACCAAUGUCUACUCACAGACCAAUGGUGGGCACCCAAAUGGCCUGCUGCCCCAGCGGACACCCCCCAAGGAACGGGGCCCCAAGCACCGGCGUGUGCGAGUCAAGGCUGCUCGGUCAGAAGGGCCUGAGCACAGGACGGGGGACGGGAUGGGGGGAGUGGCCUGGAGGUCACCUGUCCCCGCCAAGACAAAGCGCAGCAGCUCCCUGGACAUGGGCGACAUCUCGGCCAAUGCUUGUUACAGCUACGCCAAGCGCCUCAGCUUCAUGUGGACCAAACGCAGCCAGUCUGUGCACGGGAUGCUUGUGCAAUGUGCGGCGGCCCCCGAGGGAGAUGCCAAAAGGCUUGGGCCCUUCUUAAAUGCAGACGAACUUGAAGAAAGCGUGGUAUAGCCCACAGCCUGGAGGGGGGAAGUGGGAAUGAGUGUUCCACCCCACACAGCUAGGAGGGCACGUCGGACUGCAGCUAACACCUGGAUCAGCCACGGAUGAGCAAAGGUGUUGGAGAGGGGGCGAGAGGAGAGUCCUCUAAUAGAUACAGCAGAGCUAGGGGACUUCCAACAGGAUGCACUGGAUGUACAACAGAGCCCCAUCCGGGCUAGCAACUGUGCCUGUAGGUGCAGCAAGGGUGCUUCAUGGAAGCACCUGUGCCAAUCACGAUGAAGCCUACAGAGGCCGGGCUGGGUGCUGGACAUUCUCCUGGGGAGCGAAAGCACGCUUAAGGGUGACGGAAGGAGAGCUGCUCUGACCGGAAGAUCAGGAAUGUACUUUGUUCGGCUCAGCCUCCGAGGCAAGGGGCUGCCCUGUUUCUCAGCAUUUUUGCCCGUGCCAGUGGUCCUUUGGAGUGGGGAGCAGGGAUGUGCCUACAGGAAGCCAAACAGCGAAGUUAUGAACACUGAAAUUGUUUGUUGUGGACAGAAAGGGGUGUGUCUUUUUAAAAUCAUUUGCCAAAAAAAGAGAGAAAAGAAUACUAAUAAAAUAACCCCAAAUUGUCAAUGUUACUACAGAUGGGAACGGGAAAAGCAAGUACUGUGGGCAGAGUUGUGUAUAAUCUGUACUAAAAAUGGGGCUGGGCGGUGGGGGGCUCAGAAUUCUACAUCAGGGUAACCCAAAUUCUGUACCAAGGAAAGCUGGAAUUCCAC